AUGUUUGGCGCAGCUCCUGGGGCAUUGAGCCUCUGGCUGCUCGCCAACGUGGUCAGUGGGCAGGCAGAUCGACAAUCAGCCAGCCCGGGCUAUGCCGGGAGAGACGCAUGCCCGGCUCGUUGCAGUAUCUCAGGACCAAACCCUUCCAACUGGUCGGUCUAUCAUAACCUCAACCAGCUCCAAUCCUGCCAGGAGACUCAGUUUUACCAUUUUAACCUGCACGACGAAGUUGACGACGCAAACACCUUCCAUCGCAUUUAUGCCUGCACAUCAUAUGGCUCUGAUUGGGCAAACCUACCAAAAUCGGUGACAGCUGAAACGCAGUCCGUUCGCGAAGAACAGUCUUAUGAAAUAGGAUGGUUGUCUGAAGGUGGCAGGCUUGCUUCCUCCGGUAUCUAUUCACUGUCUAUGCAGUUGCGCCAGUAUUUGGAAAACGGACACGGAGUUACAAACACAACAGUGCUGCUCUUUGGUUACUCAAGCCAAGCCGCUGUUGGUAUUUAUAUUGGCAAAGGCUUGCAAAAUAGAGGAGUUGGCUCGUUUACUCUGAAGACCUUGGAAGCCUUUGUAUUGGAUCCAGGGGUUAAGGCGUCGAGUAUUGGCAUGCAACUGUGCCAGCCAGGUUAUGACGCUGAUCAUAUCUUUGGUUUCAUAGCCACCAGCAAUGGAUCCUUCAGCCAUAUACAAAGUGCACUCAGGACUUGGACCAAGGCAGACUGUCUCUCCUUUACCAAUUCCAAGAAUGUUACUGGCCCAGCCUAUUUCAUCACCCCUCCGCUAGGCGCUAAAACAAACUCAACUCUGUGUGGUACUAACGCCACUAUGUCCACUUCCACCAGAAGCGCCAGAAGCGAGCGUCUAUCGGCCCGAGCCGACUGCCGGACGAUCCAAGUCCAAGCGGGCGAUAGUUGCGGCUCUUUAGCCAAGAAAUGUGGCAUUGCCGAUGCUGACAUAAUAAAAUACAAUUCUGCUUCUAACUUCUGUUCAACUCUGAGGCCGCUUCAGCAUAUUUGUUGCUCAUCUGGAACCCUUCCCGAUUUUAAACCCAAGCCGAAUCCAGAUGGAUCAUGCUAUACGCAUACAUUCGAGGCUGGUGAUAGCUGCUCAAGCGUUGCAGCUGCGAAUGGUCUUACAAAUGACGAUCUGGAAAAUUUUAAUAAGAAAACUUGGGCAUGGAAUGGAUGCUCUAACGUUUGGGCUGGCACGAUUGCUUGUCUAAGUGCAGGAAGGCCGCCAUUUCCAGCACCGAUGGCCAAUGCUGUAUGCGGUCCACAGGUGCCAGGAACCAAGGCGCCAACAGACGAUAGCGACAUCGCCAGCCUCAACCCUUGCCCAUUAAAUGCAUGCUGUAAUGUCUGGGGACAGUGUGGCAUUACCAAAGAGUUUUGCAUCAAUACGGGCACAGGUGCACCGGGGACUGCCAAACCUGGUACCAAUGGCUGUAUAUCAAACUGCGGUGUCUCGAUCAUCCGUGGCAGCGCGCGUGAGUCACCUAUUAAACUCGGUUAUUUUGAGGGUUAUAGCUUCUCGAGUCGUGAUUGUCUCUACCAAGAUGCCCUCCAAAUUGAUGCCUCACGAUACACACAUCUGCACUUUGCUUUCGGCUCGAUUACACCUGACUACGAGAUCAACACUGGAGAUACUCUGACUACCUAUGAGUUUAAUAACUUCAAAUUUAUCAAAGGACCGAAGAGAAUAUUAUCAUUUGGUGGCUGGACUUUCUCUAAUAGCCCAGAGACUUAUACAAUUUUUCGUCAGGGUGUCACACGUGCCAAUAGACUUAAAUUGGCUACCAACAUUGCUAACUUUAUAAAGAAGCAUGGCCUUGAUGGAGUUGAUAUUGACUGGGAGUAUCCUUCAGCACCUGACAUUCCCGGUAUCCCUCCUGGCUCUAAGGACGAAGGUGAAAACUAUUUGGCCUUCCUCGUCGUUCUAAAAAAUCUGCUACAGGGCAAAUCAGUUUCAAUUGCGGCUCCUGCCUCGUACUGGUAUUUAAAGGGCUUUCCCAUUAACCAGAUUGGGAAAAUCGUGGAUUAUAUUGUUUAUAUGACCUAUGACCUGCACGGCCAAUGGGACUCAGGGAGCACGUUUGCACAGCCUGGAUGCCCAUCAGGAAUGUGUCUCCGUAGCCACGUUAACUUAACUGAAACCAUUAGCGCUCUGUCCAUGAUCACAAAGGCCGGUGUCCCCUCGGAUAAAGUUGUCGUUGGUGUGACAAGCUACGGGCGAUCUUUUGCAAUGGCUGAAGCUGGUUGUCAUACCCCGGAUUGUUUGUAUACUGGUGGCCCCCAGUCUUCGAACGCAGCAGAAGGUGUAUGCACUCGCACCGCUGGGUAUAUUGCUAAUGCAGAGAUUGAAGAAAUCCUUAAGGAUCCAAGCCGAAUCAAUCAGCACUACGUUGAUGGAGCAAGCAAUAGCAAUGUUCUUGUGUACGACAAUACCCAAUGGGUAGCCUACAUGAGUGCUGAUAUCAGAGAAUCACGGACGGCUCUAUAUAAGUCAUUUAACAUGGGAGGUACUACCAAUUGGGCUAUUGACUUGGACACCUAUCAUGAACCCCCUGCCAACAUUGGGAGUUGGGACGACUUCUUGCAGAACCUCAGGCUUGGAGAGGACCCUUACAAGAUCGGAAACCGGACUGGCAACUGGACUGAGCUAGGUUGCGAUGAUAGGGGUGCCGUGGAUCGCCGUAAUCUAACGCCCUCACAGCGGUGGGGAUUAUUGGACUGUAAUCAUGCCUGGCAGGACGCGAUCGAUAUAUGGAAGACAUACGACAAGCCUCGGUCUGGAGGCGACAAGAAAGCGUUCCUAAAGUCUAUAUUAGACACAAUCAAUGGGCCGGAAGGUGCACAGUGUGACUUAUUAGGCAGCAUGACAUGUGGCUCUACCUUACCAUGCGACACGUUCCACGGGAAAGGUACAGGUGCGGCGGCCUUUCUAAUAUGGAAUUCCUUGGUGGAGAUUCACAAUAUGUACGGCGACAUCGAUAGGAACCUACAACGCGCCACCAAUACUUUAGUCAACCCCGCUCUUGAUGACUUUGAGAACAAGUUCGCUCCAGUGCCACCGCCUCCUGACAAUAAGUGGCUGCUAGUCCUGAUAGAUUUACUCACUAUCGGGACUGCGGGCAUUGGUGGAUUCGUUUUCAAUUCUUGGCUGAAGGAUUUGUCAUAUUUUGCCGCGAAUCCUUCUAGAUAUGAUAAUAUAAAAGAUACCACUUUACUUCUCAUUGGACAGAGUACAAGCCUCGCUAAAGACUUGUUAGAGGCUCCCAAGGUUGGUACGUGGUCUGCACCAAAGCAAGACGAGUUCUCCAACUAUCUAGGUGAAACAAUCAAUGCCUGGGGCAACAUCACAGCAGUCACUCUCAGCGACCUUUUCGACGGCAGUGAUACGUCAAUAGCUACGCUUACAGGCAUUAUCUCCGACGGCAAGCUCAUUGAUGGACGAAAAGAUAAUCAAGAUGAUGUUAGAGUCUUGAAUACUAGAGCCGAUGCACCCAAGUAUGAUGCUGGUAUUGCGAGGAUUAUCUUUGGUUUUGCUAUCCCUACCAUCUGGGCCGCCGCAGGGACGUUCCCUUUUGUCAUUGACUCCGGCUAUCCAUGCGGUACAAUCGAUCCGCUCGACUCUUUCCUCUCUGUGGAAACUAUGCAUGCCACAGCUAGCUGUGUUGACAACAGACUAUACUAUCUAGCUUCACCCAAAGGUGACGCACGUGAAUAUGUGCCUUAUCCCCGCGGUAGCGGCGGAUAUUACAGAAACAACAAGUUCUCAGCACCGCCUGGGGUCGAGUUUUUAAACCAUGGAAACUCUUUCAAGGGUGUUACUUUGGAUGAUAUAGUCAAGGGAGCUGUCAACACAUACAAGCAGAAUGGAGGCAGAAACGGUGGCAAAGUAGCUGACCCUAGCGAUGCUGGGACCCGCGAAAGGCUCGUAAGUCAAGAUAUCACAACGCCAGGCUUCAUCCGCGUGCCUGUUUGCAGCCCUGAUGCAGCCUUCAAGUCAUGGUUGGGAUUGAACAAUGAGCCUGAUACCACAUUGGAAAACUAUCCGUGCUCUCCAUUGGCUAGGGGUAACUGCGCAGCCUCAACGUUCGAGGACCAGACGAACGGCGGGUCCCCACUAGUGUCAGAUUGCAUGACAAUAAUCAAGAACAUUGAAGGAACCAACGGCGAGUGGACUACCCCAGUUGCCGGCAAGAACCAGCGCCAGCUUGUUGACUUUGGGACUUGCAAGUUUGGCGUGGAAGCAACUAAAGUAGACGGAAACAUAGCCUUCUACGUUGGCGCACAGGACAUCGUUGAUAUUAUCACAGAUGUGAUUAAGCAGUUUGCCAAAGACGGCAGGGUUGCUGCCAAGGGCGACAUGUCGUGCCGUGGGAACGUCCAUGGCCAGAAUGUCAAAUGGGGGAUCUAUUAA
Molecule: messenger RNA, 4419 nt
Organism: Trichophyton rubrum CBS 118892
Lineage: Eukaryota; Fungi; Ascomycota; Eurotiomycetes; Onygenales; Arthrodermataceae
Exons: 9
Coding region: 1-4419 (1472 amino acids)
Biological process (GO): carbohydrate metabolic process
Molecular function (GO): hydrolase activity, hydrolyzing O-glycosyl compounds; chitin binding
Source: RefSeq, a predicted model, not a curated record